UUUGAUCUGAAAGAUAUGGAUUUAUGGAUUUAUGAGUUCAACCGGAGGUUCGAUGGAUUGGCUCACACGUUUAUGAGUCGGACCGCACGUUUAUGGGUCUCUCUCUCCCUCUCUCUCCCUCCCCUGUGCAAAGGGCUGGAAGACGCAACCAGGAAUUUCUCCGUCCGCCAUUGCCGUAGCUCCUCCUACACUUUAGCUUCAGAGGGAAUUAUGGAUUGGCUUCGCAAGUACCGAAGGCUGGAGACAAGGUGUAAGGUGGGUCCACUGCCCGGGAUGGAUACGAUCGACAGGGCUAUAUCGACCAUCCUACCAGACAAUCGGGGAGUGCCAUCAAGACCUACCAGCACCGAUACCAAUGAUGCUUCUUUGGUGGCCGAGGCUCAAGGAAUUGUACUUGAUAUGUGCACCAAGCAACCCCCCUCACAUUAUUCCAAGCACCCUCUAUGUCAGGUGCUGCCGAGCUUGAGAGUCAAGUCUGCCCUGCUAUUGUUACAAGGCCUAAUCCAAAGGUGGUUGGAUCAUGAUGCCAUCGUUGGGCGGCUUUUGUAUCUCUUUCAACCUCUCAAGCAACACUACAUUUCUAGGGAAAAAUUGCCGAGUGUCAUGCAAGCUGCUCUGCGCAUGUUCCUGCUUGUGGUUUUUGAUCAAUUGCAUGAUAAACUUAGGAUUUUGGUGCUGUCGAUGGUAUGUAUUUGGACUACAAGUUCUUCCUUGGUUCAUACCCUCCCCCUUCACUUCAAUAAAUCACUUAGUGAUAUUUAUUGAAUCAGAUUAAGCAACAACGCGAAGGAAAUGCAAUUGAGGAAAGCCUGCUGCAGAGUGUUUUAGACAUAUAUGUCAAGAUCAAUACAGGAAACAUGUCUCGAUACGAGGAUAAUUUUGAGACACAUGCUUAAGGACGCUUGCUCGUACUAUUCUCUAAAGCCCUCGAGAUGGAUUCAUGUGGACUCACUCGUAGAGUUUGUCUUGAAGGCAUAUGUAGAAUCGCCUUUCCAUUUAUCUCCGAUUGAAACAGCCCAUUCUUCCCAAAUCAGUUUGUGCUAUAACAUUCUUAAUUUCAGGUUUGUGGAUGCUUGCAAAAGGAGAUAGAAUGGGUUGACACUUACAUGCAUCCCACCACCAAGCCGAAGCUAAUAAAGGUUUUGAACCGCCCUUUCUUGUAUUAGUGUUGUUUCCUCAUGCAUAUCCUUUGCACUACUGAUCGGAAACACUCUAACCGUAGAGAGUUGUAGAAGAGUUUCUUAUAGACGAUGAGAAAUUAAAAGAGAAGUGCAGCAGGAGUUUCCUCAACUGCUUAUAGACGAUCAGGUCAAUUGCUUAUAGGCUAAAAAUGAGAUUGAAAAUGAAAUGAAAUUGACUUGAUCGUUUAUAAGCAGUUGAGGAAACUCUUGUUGCACCUUCUCUUCUAAUUUCUCAUCGUCUAUAAGAAACUCUUCUACAACUCUCUACAAUUAGAGUGUUUCCGAUUAGUUGUGCGAAGGAUAUACAUGAGGAAACAACACUAAUCCAAGAAAAGGCAGCUCCAAACCUUUAUUAGCUUUGGCUUGGUGGUGGGAUGCAUGUAAUUGUCAACCCGUUCUUUCUCCUCUUGCAAGCAUUUGCAAACCUGAAAUUACGAAUAAACUAAUUUGGGAAGAAUGGGUUGUUUCAAUUGUAGAUAAAUGGAAAGGCGAUUCUGCAUAUGCCUGCAAGACAAACUCUGCGAGAGAGUCCACAAGAAUCCAUCUGGAGGCCUUUAGAGAAUAGUACGAGGAAGUCUCGUUAAGCAUGUGAGUCUCAAAAUCAUGGAUCGAGACAUGUUUCUUGUACUGAUCUUGACAAAUAUGUUUAAAACCCUCCGCAGUAGGCUUUCCUUAAUUGCAUUUCCUUCGCGUUGUUGCUUAUUCUGGUUCCAUAAAUAUCACUAAGUGAUUUAUUGAAGUGAAGGGGAGGGAAUGAACCAAGGAAGAACUUGUAGUCCAAAUACAAACACUUGACAAUCCCUGAACUAUUGUAUUUCCUCACAAGCAUCUUAAAAGGGCUCUUGAUGAAGCAUUCGUUGCCAUCUGCAACGAAGAUGUUACUUGAACCUCAGUCCCUGGACUAUUGGCAACAUAUUGUGAUGAUCUUUGUCAGCACCCAA
Molecule: messenger RNA, 2122 nt
Organism: Punica granatum (pomegranate)
Lineage: Eukaryota; Viridiplantae; Streptophyta; Magnoliopsida; Myrtales; Lythraceae
Source: RefSeq, a predicted model, not a curated record